AAAUCAUAACUUUAAAACAAAAUUCGAAAACUUGAUUAGAGCUUUCUUCAUGAUGCGUAAAAUUUAGUUCCAGUAAUUAGAACUGAGAUCGAUCUGGGAAGUACUCUGUUCUCAGUACCCACUCCGCAUGAACCUCAGCUGUCGAGAUCUCGUCAAUCACAACGAUCGUCUAGUUAGUUUACUCAAUGUCUGCAGAAAAGCUCCUUCCUUUGCAAGGACCAAAGCUCUUCACGCUCUCUCCAUCACGUUAUGCUAUGCCCUUCAGCAGCCUGUUUAUAUCUCCAACAACAUUAUCUGUCUUUAUGAGAAGCUUGGCGAUGUAUCUUUUGCAGGCAAAGUGUUUGAUCAAAUGCCUGAGAGAAAUAAAGUGUCUUUCAACACGAUCAUCAAAGGGUACAGCAGAUGCAGGGAUGCAGAGAAAGCCUGGGGUGUAUUCUCUGAUAUGAGGUAUUCUGGAUAUUUGCCGAAUCAGUCAACAGUGAGUGGUUUAUUGUCCUGUGCAUCGUUUGAUGUUUAUGCUGGAACUCAGUUACACGGUUUGAGCUUUAAGUAUGGCUUGUUUAUGGAUGAUGCUUAUGUUGGUACUUGUUUGUUGUGUUUGUAUGGGAGGCUUGAGUUGCUGGAAAUGGCGAAACAGGUUUUUGAUGAUAUGCCGUUUAAGAGCUUGGAAACAUGGAACCAUAUGAUGUCUUUGUUGGGGCAUCGUGGUUUUCUCAAAGAAUGCAUGUUUCUGUUCCGUGAGCUUGUUAGGAAGGGGGCUUGUUUAUCUGAUUGCUCUUUCUUGGGUGUAUUGUCGGGUGUUUCUUGUGAAAAUGACUUGGUAAUAUGCAAACAGUUGCACUGCUCAGCAAUGAAAAAAGGGUUAGCUUGUGAAAUUUCCGUCGUUAACUAUCUCAUCAGUAAAUAUGGAAAAUGUGGCAACACACAUAUGGCAGAGAGAAUGUUUGAGGAGGCAGGUUCCUGGGAUGCAGUGUCAUGGAACUCCAUAAUUGGUGCAACAGCCAAAGGUGAGAACCCUUUAAAAGCACUCAAACUCUUUGUAAGUAUGCCAGAGCAUGGGUUUUCCCCGAACCAAGGUGCAUAUGUUAGUGCUCUUAGUGCGUCUUCUCAUAUGCAGAUAUUUAGUUUCGGAUGCCAGAUUCAUGGCACGCUAAUCAAGAAUGGCUUUGAAACUGACAUUCUUUUAGGGAAUGCACUAAUCGACUUUUAUGCUAAAUGUGGUAGUCUGGAAGGUGCCCGCCUAUGCUUCGACUCUGUACGUGAUAAGAACAUUGUAUGUUGGAAUACAUUGCUUUGGGGUUAUGCCAAUAAAGAUGGUUCCAUUUGUCUCUCUUUGUUUCUUCAAAUGCUUCAAAUGGGUUUCAUGCCAACUGAAUAUACUCUUUCGACAGCACUUAAAUCAUGUUGUGUCAUUGAGUUACAACAGCUGCACUCUGUUAUUGUGAGAAUGGGAUAUGAAAAUAAUGAAUAUGUGUUAAGCUCUCUCAUGAGAUCCUACGCCAAGAAUCAACUGAUGAGUGAUGCUCUUCUUCUGCUGGAUUGGUCUAGUGGGACAUCUUCUGUUGUCCCACUUAACAUUGUCGCCGGAAUGUAUAGCAGAACAGGUCAGUACCAUGAAUCUGUGAAGCUGAUUUCGACAUUAGAACAACCCGACACUGUAUCUUGGAACAUUGCAAUAGCAGCUUGCUCCCGUUCUGAUAAUUAUGGAGAAGCUAUUGAACUUUUCAAACACAUGCUUCAAUCAAACAUUCGCCCUGAUAAUUACACAUACGUUAGUAUCUUAAGUUUGAGCUCUAAGCUCUGUGACCUUACGCUUGGGAGUUCUAUUCACAGUGGAAUCAUCAAAACAGAUUUCAGCCGUGCUGACACAUUUGUUUCCAAUGUAUUGAUUGACAUGUAUGGGAAAUGCGGAAGCAUUAGGAGUGUAAUUAAAGUCUUUGAAGAAACAAGAGACAAGAAUCUCAUUACAUGGACGACACUGAUUUCGUCUCUUGGCAUCCAUGGAUAUGGACGUGAGGCAUUUAAAAUGUUUAAGCAAUCGCUAUCUCUAGGUUUUAUGCCAGAUCGAGUCUCUUUCAUCUCUAUGCUAACUGCUUGCAGACAUAGUGGAAUGGUAAAAGAAGGAAUGGAUUUGUUUCAGAAAAUGAAGGUUUAUGGUGUUGAACCAGAAAUGGAUCAUUAUCGUUGUGCCGUUGAUCUUUUGGCUAGAAAUGGUUACCUAAAGGAAGCCGAGCAUCUGAUUCAUGGAAUGCCAUUCCCUGCAGAUGCACCUGUAUGGCGUACGUUUCUUGAUGGUUGCAAUCGAUUUGCAGAAGAACAGAGAAACACUCUCAAUGUCGUCUCUUUUCAGUAGUUGAAGAAAGUAGAAUUGCAAAAGAAGUGUAAAUUUUGAUAUUUAUCUGUUGUUUCUCUUGCAACGUUCAUAUAUUUAUACGAUCAAAAUGAAAACUUCAGAGUU
Molecule: messenger RNA, 2458 nt
Organism: Camelina sativa (false flax)
Lineage: Eukaryota; Viridiplantae; Streptophyta; Magnoliopsida; Brassicales; Brassicaceae
Source: RefSeq, a predicted model, not a curated record